Molecule: messenger RNA, 2293 nt
Organism: Halteromyces radiatus
Lineage: Eukaryota; Fungi; Mucoromycota; Mucoromycetes; Mucorales; Cunninghamellaceae
Exons: 7
Coding region: 46-2226 (726 amino acids)
Molecular function (GO): protein binding
Source: RefSeq, a predicted model, not a curated record
UUUCUUUUUCCCUUAUAACUACUUUCACUUUUCUUAUAAAAGAAUAUGUCAGUAGUUUCUGCUCAAAGUAAGAGAUCCACUCGACCACCUUCUGCGCCGGGACAAGAUGACUUGUUAUCUGUUUCAAGUCGACAAAGACAAUCCAAGAAAGAUGAAGCUAUCCGAAAAAAAAUUGAAAACGAAUUGAGUAAAAAACGUUCUACGUCUACGAAACUUAAACAACAAGGAGGUCCUAGUAAUAGAAAGAUAGCAGGCACUGUAUCUGCCCUGAGGCCAGCUCAAGCCUUGACCAUACGUGAACAUAUCUUGGUGAUUGAAGCUGCUCAAUUAAUGGCUGCCAAACGCAGUGAUUGUGUUCUUGUAGUAGAUGAUGAAGAUCACCUUAGUGGAAUUUUUACGGCCAAGGACUUGGCCUAUCGUGUAGUAGCUGAGAACCAAGAUGCUCGAGCUAUCACUGUCUCUGAUAUUAUGACCCAUAAACCUCUUUGUGUGACCGCAGACACAAGUGCUCAGGACGCUUUAAAUUUGAUGGUGUCUCGUGGUUUCCGUCAUUUGCCUGUUUGUAAUGAAGAAGGUGAUAUUUUUGGAUUAUUGGAUAUCACUAAAUGUCUAUAUGAAGCUUUGAACAAGAUGGAAAGAGCGUAUGGUUCUUCUAGAAAAUUAUAUGAUGCCUUGGAAGGAGUAGAAAGAGAAUGGGUGAAUAGUCCAGUUCAAUUUGUUGCGUAUAUGGAAGCAUUACGUGAUAAAAUGUCUUGCCCUGACUUGUCUAGUGUAUUAGAUGAUCCUCAUCAACAGGAUGCUGCCGUACAAGUCCCUGUGAAAGCUCAAGUUCGUGAUGUAGCCAAACUAAUGAAGGAUUAUCAUACUACAGCUGUUCUCGUUAUGGAUCAUGGUGGAUUGGCUGGUAUUUUUACAACCAAAGACAUUGUAUUACGAGUCAUUGCUGCUGGUCUACAACCUGAUAAUUGCUCUGUAGUAAGAGUAAUGACACCUCAUCCACGAUGUUGCUUACCAACAACCACCAUACUUGAAGCCUUAAAGAUCAUGCACGAUGGCCACUUUUUGAAUUUACCAGUGGUUGAUGAAGACAAACAUAUCAUUGGCUUGGUGGAUGUACUCCGACUGACAUAUGCUACCUUAGAACAGAUUAAUAGUAUCGAAGGGAAUGAUACCGAAGGUGGUGCAAGUAAAUUUUGGAAUAAUAUUGCCGCAGCUGGGGAUCAUACAACCGUCAAUGAAUCAGACUCUGUCAUCUCAGAUUCGCUUUCGCAAGCAGCAAACUCACAUAUGUUUCGAUCCCCAUCAGCUACACCACAACCCGACAUGCAACAUCAUUCAUCCUCGUCACCAUAUGCAGGUCAUCGAGAUCCUACUGAUGAUAUUGAUAUGCUAGUUCAACCUGGGGACAGUGCAUCUAUGCUAAACGGUAAUAGAGAUGAUGCAGGAUCGGUUGUUUCGUCUACUGUGUCUGCAGCUAUAGGUACCUUCUCAUUCAAAUUCAAUUAUGGUUCAAAAACCUAUCGCUUCCGUAGCAACGAUCAUUCCUUUGGUGACCUGAAAGCAAUAGUAAGGCAAAAGAUCAUGGUGGAUCAUCUAUCUUUAUCGCAAUCCUAUGUGAAUAUCCAGAAAUCAACAAAAGAUAUCCAUGUUGAUGGGGAUGAUAAUAAUAAUGACCAACAAGAGAUUGACCAAGAGGACGAUUCCUGGCUGACUAUUUCAUAUGUGGAUGAUGAAAAUGAUCAAGUGCUUAUGACAACAGACGCUGAUGUACAAGAGGCUGUUCAAUUGACCAAGAAAAUGGGACGUGAUCGUGUGAGAUUGUUUGUUCAUGAUACUCUGAUGGACAGUGUACCUGAACCUCCUUCUGCUCAACCCACUGUACAACAAUCAGUAUCGCCCCCAUCGUCUCCACCAGCCAUAGAAAUAGCAUCUCCAUCGGAUUCAAUGGAUAAAGAUACAGAUACCGCUCAUACUUCUUCCAAUCAAGGUGUCCCCAACAAACGGAAACAAAAGAAAGGAAAAUCAUCAAUACGUAAAACUACGGAUGAUGAAACAGAUGAUGAUACUGAUACGGAAUCAACAAAAAGAGACUAUGCAAAGGAAUUCAAUCUGCCAAUUCCUCAGGAUUUGUUACUCCCUGCUGCUGUCACCUUCUUGGGUGUCGUUAUAUUGGGUGUAUUUGCCAUUUCUAGAUUGACUGGAAACUCCUCUAAUUCAAGAUAUUAAAACUAAUCAAACUAAUUUUAUGAAUAAACGCUCUAGUUCUCCACUGGAACUUCUUUUUUUUUUUUUU